AUCCAAACCCUCAAGAGGAAAACGGAAAACAACAUUAUCAGAAGAAGAAGAAGAAGAAGAAGCAAAAAAAAAUGUCGUCGGCAGCUCAAAACAACGGCCAUCACUUCUUCCCGUUAACUCUCUCCGUCAAGCUCAAGUACGUUAAACUCGGCUACCACUACCUGGUCCCUAACUCCGUGUACCUCCUGCUCAUCCCACUCGCCGCCGUCUUCCUCACCAACCUCUCCACCCUCUCCACCGCCGACCUCCUCGAACUGUGCAGCAGAAACUCCGCCAUCCUCACCGCCACCUCCAUCUCCUUAGUCUUCCUCGCCACCGUCCACGUGAUGCACGCCCCGCGAAAAAUCUACUUAUUGGACUUCGCUUGCUACAGGCCCAGCCCGGCCCAAAUGUGCUCCAAGGAGCGCUUCAUGAGGAUUUCAUCCGCUACGGGCAAGUUCACGGAACAAAGCCUGGAGUUCCAGCGCAAGAUACUGGAGAAAUCCGGGUACGGUGACAUGACCCACAUUCCCACGGGGCUGCUCGGGGAGCUGCCCGCGGACCAGUCGAUGGCCGCGGCAAGGGCGGAGACGGAGACCGCCAUUUUCGGAGCCAUCGAUGACUUGCUGGACAAGUGUGGGGUGGAGGUUAGGGAGAUUGGAGUGCUGGUUGUGAACAGUAGCUUGUUCAAUCCGACGCCGUCUCUUUCGGCCGCCAUCGUCAACCAUUACAAGCUCCGGGGGAACGUCUUGAGCUUUAAUCUCGGCGGGAUGGGUUGUAGCGCAGGCUUGAUCUCCGUUGACCUCGCUAAAGACCUCCUCCAGGUGCAUCCCCACACGUACGCGCUGGUGGUGAGCACAGAGAACAUAAUCCGCGGGUCCUACUUCGGCAACGACCGGGCGAAGCUUCUGAGCAACUGCCUCUUCCGCAUCGGCGCCUCCGCCGUCCUCCUGACCAACCGCCGGUCCGAGCGCCGCCGAUCAAAGUACCAGCUCUGCCACACCGUGCGGACACACAAGGGCGCCGAUGACAGGUCCUACCGCUGCGUCUUCCAGGAGGAAGACGAACAGGGCAUCGUCGGCGUCUCCCUGUCUAAAGACCUAAUGGCCAUCGCCGGCGAAGCAUUAAAAACCAACAUCACCACUUUGGGCCCGCUCGUCCUGCCCUUCUCCGAGCAGAUCCUGUUCCUAUCGACCCUAAUCGCGAGGAAAUUGAUGAAAUCGAAGGCGAUCAAACCCUACAUCCCGGAUUUCAAGAUGGCGUUCGAGCACUUCUGCGUCCACGCCGGCGGCAGGGGCGUGCUGGACGAGGUGGAGAAGAGCCUGGAUCUGGCGGAGUGGCACAUGGAGGCGUCGAGGAUGACGCUGUACAGGUUCGGCAACACGUCGAGCAGCUCGCUGUGGUACGAAUUGGCGUACAGCGAGGCCAAGGGGCGGAUCAGGAGAGGGGACCGGGUCUGGCAGAUCGGGUUCGGGUCGGGUUUCAAGUGCAACAGCGCGGUCUGGCGGGCGCUCAGGACUGUGGAUCCCAAGUGCGAGAGGGAGAGGACGAAUCCGUGGGCGGGCGAGAUUGAUGGGUUUCCUCUUGAGCUUCCCAAACUGGCACCUGUUGUUGCGAACAAGGGCUUGGCCUAGUGGUAACACCACUAGCCUAGAACCUGGAGGUCCCAGGUUCGAAUCCCUUAAGUAGUACCUUAAUAGCAACAAAAUGAACCUAUAUCACCCUUAUCAAAAAAAAAAAAAAAAAAAAAAAGUGGCACCUGUUGUUUACUGAUGAAUGAUUGACGAACAUGGGUGGGUUGGGGUGGGUGUGGAAAUGAGUACUAUACUAUUUAUUCCUAGUGUUCACAACAAGUCAAUCGUGAACACAGCAACAUUUAUUAUCAUGCCGUGAAAUGUAAUUUGUUUGAUUGUUGUGUUUGUUUUACUUGGAACAAGGAAUAAGUCUUUUGCCCA
Molecule: messenger RNA, 1934 nt
Organism: Linum tenue
Lineage: Eukaryota; Viridiplantae; Streptophyta; Magnoliopsida; Malpighiales; Linaceae
Source: the annotation of a GenBank genome assembly